AUGGAGGGUAUACCCAAGUCGUGUGACACCGACUGUAAGUGUGUGUCCGGCCCCACCGUGCCCAGAAGCGGCCCGCCAUCCCGAGCAGACCCUUCCCUGCGGCUAGGGCUGCAUGGCGGGGAGCGGAUCUCGAGCGGGUGGAUGCGCCUCACGCCCACUCUCCACGCAGGGUCGGUCAAGGAGUGCGAGGAGAACCAGUUCCGGUGCCGGAACGAGCGCUGCAUCCCUUCUGUGUGGAGAUGCGACGAGGAUGACGACUGCUUGGACAACAGCGACGAAGACGACUGCCCCAAGAAGACCUGUGCAGACAGCGACUUCACCUGUGACAAUGGCCACUGCAUCCCUGAGCGGUGGAAGUGUGAUGGCGACAAGGAUUGCCCCGACGGCUCUGAUGAGACCAAGGCUGCCUGCACCAAACAGGUGUGCCCGGCGGAGAAGCUAAGCUGUGGACCCACCAGCCACAGGUGCGUGCCCGCCUCGUGGCGCUGUGACGGGGAGAAGGACUGCGAGAGUGGAGCAGAUGAGGCCGGCUGUGCUACGUUGUGCGCCCCGCACGAGUUCCAGUGCGGCAACCGCUCGUGCCUGGCCGCCGUGUUCGUGUGCGACGGCGACGACGACUGCGGCGACGGCAGCGACGAGCGCGGCUUCGCCUGCCGCAGCGGCGAGUGCGUGCACCUGGGCUGGCGCUGCGACGGCGACCGCGACUGCAAGGACAAGUCGGACGAGGCCGACUGCCCACUGGGGACCUGCCGUGGGGAUGAGUUCCAGUGCGAGGAUGGGACUUGUGUCCCUGCCAUCAAGCGCUGCAACCAGGAGCAGGACUGUGCAGAUGGAAGUGAUGAAGCUGGCUGCCUGCAGGAGUCCACAUGUGAGGGUCCCCGCAGAUUUCAGUGUAAGAGUGGAGAGUGCGUGGACGGCGGGAAAGUGUGUGAUGCACAGAGGGACUGCCAGGACUGGUCGGAUGAGCCUCAGAAAGAGUGUGGGCUGAACGAGUGCCUGCACAACAAUGGCGGCUGCUCCCACAUCUGCACUGACCUCAAGAUUGGCUUCGAGUGCACGUGCCCAGCAGGCUUCCGGCUCCUGGACCAGAAGACUUGUGGUGACAUUGAUGAGUGUGAGGAUCCAGAUGCCUGCAGCCAGAUCUGUGUCAAUUACAAGGGCUACUUCAAGUGCGAGUGCCACCCUGGCUAUGAGAUGGACUCAUUGACCAAGAACUGCAAGGCUGUCGCUGGCAAGAGCCCGUCCCUAAUCUUCACCAACCGGCACGAGGUGCGGAGGAUUGACCUGGUGAAGCGAGACUACUCGCGCCUCAUCCCCAUGCUCAAGAACGUCGUGGCGCUGGACGUCGAGGUUGCCACCAAUCGCAUCUACUGGUGUGACCUGUCCUACCGCAAGAUCUACAGCGCCUACAUGGACAAGGCCAGCGACCCGGCGGAGCAGGAGGUUCUCAUCGAUGAGCAGCUGCACUCCCCAGAGGGCCUGGCGGUGGACUGGGUCCACAAGCACAUCUACUGGACCGACUCGGGCAAUAAGACCAUCUCAGUGGCCACAGUUGAUGGCGGCCGCCGAUGCACUCUCUUCAGCCGGGACCUGAGUGAACCCCGGGCCAUCUCUGUCGACCCCCUGCGAGGGUUCAUGUAUUGGUCUGACUGGGGAUACCAGGCCAAGAUCGAGAAGUCUGGGCUCAACGGUGCAGACCGGCAAACACUGGUGUCAGACAAUAUUGAGUGGCCCAAUGGUAUCACUCUGGAUUUGCUGAACCAGCGCUUAUACUGGGUGGACUCCAAGCUGCACCAGCUGUCCAGCAUUGACUUCAACGGAGGCAACAGGAAGAUGCUGAUUUCCUCCACGGACUUCCUGAGCCACCCUUUUGGGGUAGCUGUGUUUGAGGACAAGGUGUUCUGGACAGACCUGGAGAACGAGGCUAUUUUCAGUGCAAAUCGGCUCAAUGGCCUGGAAAUCUCCAUCCUGGCUGAGAACCUCAAUAACCCACAUGACAUUGUCAUCUUCCAUGAGCUGAAGCAGCCAAGAGCUGCAGAUGCCUGUGAGCUGAGUGCCCAGCCCAACGGAGGCUGUGAGUACCUGUGCCUUCCUGCUCCUCAGACCUCCAGCCACUCUCCCAAGUACACAUGUGCCUGUCCUGACACCAUGUGGCUGGGCCCAGACAUGAAGAGGUGCUACCGAGUACCUCCAUCUACCUCAACCACGACGUUAUCCUCUACCACAACGAAGACAGUAGCUGCCACCACAAGAGCCCCUGGGACCACUGCCCACAGCCCCACCUACCACAACCACAGCACAGAGACGCCGAGCCUGGCUACUUCGGUCUGGAGCUCCGUUAGCGUCCCCAGGGCUCCCAGCAUCAGCCCAUCCACCGCAAGCCCUGCAACCAGCAACCACUCCCAGCACUAUGGGAACGAAGGUGGCAAGAUGGGCUCAACAGUCACUGCUGCUGUCAUUGGGAUCAUCGUGCCCAUGGCCGUGAUAGCCCUGCUGUGCACGAGUGGCUACCUGAUCUGGAGAAACUGGAAGCGGAAAAACACCAAGAGCAUGAAUUUCGACAACCCAGUGUACAGGAAGACAACCGAGGAGGAGGAUGAAGAUGAGCUCCAUAUAGGGAGGACUGCUCAGAUUGGCCACGUCUAUCCUGCAGCAAUCAGCAGCUUUGACCGCCCACUGUGGGCAGAGCCCUGUCUUGGGGAGACCAGAGAACUGGAAGACCCAGCCCCUGCCCUCAAGGAGCUUUUUGUCUUGCCGGGGGAACCAAGGUCACAGCUGCACCAACUCCCGAAGAACCCUCUUUCCGAGCUGCCUGUCGUCAAGUGCAAGCGAGUGGCUUUAAGCCUUGAAGAUGAUGGACUACCCUGAGGAUGGGACCACUCUCUUCGUGCCUCAUGGAAUUCAGUCCCAUGCACUACACUCUCUGUAUGGUUUAUGACUGAACGGAUGGUUUCUGUAUAUGGGUCUGUGUGAGUGUGUGUGUGUGUGUGUGUGUAUGUGAGUGUGUGUGUAAUUUUUUCUUAAUUUAUGUUGCAGAAAGGUAACCACAAAGUUAUGAUGAACUGCAAACAUCCAAAGGAUGUGAGAGUUUUUAUAUGUAUAAUGUUUUAUACACUUUUUAACUGGUUGCACUACCCAUGAGGAAUUCAUGGAAUGGCUACUGCUGAGUGAUUAACAUAAUGUACAUAACGGAACUGGGCCUGGUGGUACAGUGGCUUACUCACCAUUUAAAAACUAUAUUUACAGAGGAUGUUUGGUUUCUUGGGGUUUUUUAGGUUUGGGGGGUUUUGUUUUUUUUGUAAAUAAAAUAAUUAUGCUUUGUGGCUAUCCAUCAACAUAAGUAAAAAAAGAAAAGAAAAAACAAAAACGCUUCAACCCCCUUCCCCAUUUAGAUUAUUUAUUAACAUAUUUCAAAAAUAAGAUUAGUUCUAUAAACAAUUUAGAAAAGUGAGAGUAUUUAUUUUUGGUAUGCUUGGCUCUCCAUGCAGACUGUGUGUGUGUGUGUUUCUGUUUCUGUUUCUGUGUGUGUGAGAGAGAAAAAUCUGUAGAAAAGAGUGCUCACGUAUGGUUAUUGUUCAAAUACACAAAGAUAGAUAUAUUUUAAAACAGUCCACAAGAGGGUUAUCUGUAGUUUUCAGAGAAGCCUUCAGAAAUUUGGCUCAGAAGGCAGAUACCAUGGAUUGUGCAAACACCUAGUGAAAGAGGCAGAUCUUUUCCACCUCUGGCUAUUCCUGAGGCUCCAGUCAGUCCGGAGAAGCCCUCCAGCUCACCCAUGGCUGCGGUGACUCCUACCUGGGCUUUCUGUUCUGUGGCUAAGGCCACUGUGCAGACUUUAUACAGUUCCAGAAGCACCUGUGAGCUCAAGUCAGAACAUGCCAGCACCUCAGCUGCUCCUAGUUUUAAAAGUUCAGCUCUUUGAGUAACUAAUUUCCUUCUGGGCACUUGGGUUGAAAUCACUAAGUGUCCUCUGCAGCACCCUGAAGGGUGCCAUCCUUACGUGCAGAGCUAAGAAUGUUUCCAGGACAGGCCAAGUUGUCCCUAGGGACCGGCUCAGCACGGGAAGUCUUAGACGAGCUGUGGCUGAGAUUAGGAUGGUGGGAUAGGUUUUACUACAUCUCUGUUUCUCCCUUCUCCUGACUUUCUGCCAUUUCCUUUUGGUGAGGAAAACAUUUUAAAGUAAUACAUAGGUUUCUUACCAUCAUGUGUUCAUAUAGAUAAAACUAAUUUUUGGCUUAAGUCAGAAAAGGUAGCCAGACCAGAAGUCAUAUUUGAGAGGGGAAAUGGCAUACGCAAUAUUAUAGUACAUUGGACACAUAGGUUCACGCAGGGAUUUGGUUUACUGCUUUGUAAAUAAAAGGAGAAACUCUGGGUGUAUGUAUAGAGUUUUUUUUUUAUUAUAGGCACUUUCUUUGUUUUCCUUGGGCCAUGGUGGGCAGGAAGAAGUGCUGUUUUCUCUUUAUGG
Messenger RNA from Trichechus manatus latirostris (Florida manatee), 4462 nucleotides. RefSeq names its product LDL receptor related protein 8 (gene LRP8). Gene Ontology annotation, cellular component: caveola; plasma membrane. Gene Ontology annotation, molecular function: protein binding; calcium ion binding. The coding region runs from base 1 to 2868 and encodes 955 amino acids. Gene Ontology annotation, biological process: ventral spinal cord development. Lineage: Eukaryota; Metazoa; Chordata; Mammalia; Sirenia; Trichechidae. The record is from RefSeq and is a predicted model, not a curated record. The transcript is spliced from 21 exons.